GUGAAGUGAGCACUGGGCGUCCUCCUCCUAUUUGUGCUGAUCUGGAAGAAGACUUUGGACACGACCAGGACCGCAGUCUGAGAUCUCUAGAGGUGAGAAAUGGCCCCCAAAACCAAAAGAAAGUGUAUAGCUGACGCGCUGGAGGACCUGGAGCCAGAACAAUUGGAGAAGUUCCGCCACCAGCUUUUGGACCGUAAGAGAGAGUCGCGCGUCAGGCGCGCCAUGGUGAAGGAUAAAAACUACAUGGACCUCGCUAGUGUUCUGGUUUCGACCUUCACCGAGGACGGUGCUGUUAAGGUGACUGAGGAGUUAUUGAAGGAGAUUGGCUGCCAUGAUGUUGCAAAGGACUUAGUCGAAGACGUGAGUGCACAAUCUGGCGGCAACGGAGGAGCAACCGGUGGAGGUAGCAUGGCAGACGAGGUGCACUUUGUGGAUAAACACCAGCUUGAGCUGAUCGACAAAGUGAGCAACGCUGCACCCAUUUUGGAUUACCUUCUCUUUAAAAAAGUCAUCCAACAAGAGAUGUAUGAUGAAAUCAGGAAGCUGCCUACCACUCAGAGGAUGAUGCGGGAGAUCUUCUCUGGUUGCCUUAAAGCUGGAAAACACUGCAAAGAUAUCUUCUAUGAAAGCCUCGAGAAGAACGAGCGCUAUCUCAUUGACGACCUCAAGAAUAAAAAAUAGGAAAUGUUGUGGUGAAAUCCAUAGAACAAGCAUUAGACCAAACACACAGUCUACCUGAACAGUCAGUGCUUUUUUUAUACUUUAAUUGAGGAACAUAAAUCCUAUGUAUCUAUGGGGUUUUAAAAAUCUAUUUGCAAUCAGAGCUAUUGACCUUAAUUUUACUCUAUAAUUAUGUUAUGUUUGUAGUUUUAGAUUAAUCAGAGAUAAAAUUUGUCAUGAAAUGAAUGAACAGUCUCACCAUACAUGUAAUGUUUUUUAUUCCACAAGUACCAAUUUGAAAGAGCCUGUUUUUAACAUUUUAAUCAUUUUAUAUCAAAUUAAACAACCUUGAUCAAUAAUGAGUUCAUGCCAAAUAAGCUAAAAUAUAUUUUUUUAUGUCUUGUUCUGCCCAAUGUAUUUUUCAAGUGUCAUUCAAAAUGUUUUCUACCGUGAAAUUUAUAAUAAAACCCUCUCAUUGCUG
Larimichthys crocea (large yellow croaker) is the source of this 1141-nucleotide messenger RNA. Its product is annotated as apoptosis-associated speck-like protein containing a CARD. Gene Ontology annotation, biological process: innate immune response; inflammatory response; regulation of apoptotic process. The transcript is spliced from 4 exons. NCBI's taxonomy places the organism in Eukaryota, Metazoa, Chordata, Actinopteri, Sciaenidae. The coding region runs from base 100 to 681 and encodes 193 amino acids. The record is from RefSeq and is a predicted model, not a curated record.